Lathyrus sativus (Indian pea) is the source of this 1323-nucleotide messenger RNA. The record is from the annotation of a GenBank genome assembly. Lineage: Eukaryota; Viridiplantae; Streptophyta; Magnoliopsida; Fabales; Fabaceae.
AUGGCUUCCACAUCCACCAAUUUAUCUCUAUCCCCAUCUCUCAAACAACCCAUUCCCCUCUCCUCUCUUCAAAAUCCUAACUUUCUUCACCCCCACUCCUUAUUCUCCCACCCCACCAACCAUUUCCCAAAAAUUUCUUCACUUUCUACAUCUCUUAGGUCACCAAUAUGCGCUAGUUCAUCCCAACUCAUGGACCCCUUUUCAGCAAAAACCCAACCCGGAACUCCCACCACUGUCAACGUUGAUUUGGGUGAUCGGAGCUACCCCAUUUAUAUAGGAUCCGGGUUGCUCAAUAAACCCGAGCUUCUCCAGAGGCAUGUCCAUGGAAAGAAGGUCCUUAUUGUCACUAACACUACGGUUGCACCUUUGUAUCUAGACAAGGUUGUUGAGGCUUUAACAAAUGGAAACCCAAAUGUUUCUGUUGAGAGUGUAAUUUUACCUGACGGUGAGCAGUACAAGGACAUGGAUACUCUUAUGAAAGUGUUUGACAAGGCCAUUGAGUCUCGAUUGGACCGGCGAUGUACUUUUGUUGCUCUUGGAGGUGGUGUGAUCGGCGACAUGUGUGGCUUUGCUGCUGCCGCGUUCCUAAGGGGUGUUAAUUUUAUUCAGAUUCCAACUACUGUUAUGGCACAGGUUGAUUCAUCAGUUGGUGGCAAAACUGGGAUAAAUCAUCCCCUUGGGAAGAAUCUGAUUGGUGCUUUUUACCAACCUCAAUGUGUGCUUAUAGACACGGACACGUUAAAUACGUUACCAGAGAGGGAACUAGCAUCAGGAUUUGCAGAGGUUAUAAAGUAUGGGCUCAUUAGGGAUGCGGAAUUUUUUGAGUGGCAAGAGAAAAAUAUGCAGGCAUUGAUGGCUAGAGAUCCUAAUGCCCUGGCAUAUGCUAUAAAGCGAUCGUGUGAAAACAAGGCUGAGGUUGUGUCCUUGGAUGAGAGAGAAGGUGGAAUCAGAGCAACAUUGAACUUGGGUCAUACAUUUGGUCAUGCAAUAGAAACAAGUGUUGGCUAUGGGAAGUGGCUUCAUGGAGAGGCUGUUGCUGCUGGCACGGUAAUGGCUGUUGACAUGUCAUAUCGCCUUGGAUGGAUUGAUGAUUCUAUUGUGAAGCGAGUCAACGACAUUUUGAAACAGGCCAAGUUACCUAUUGUGCCUCCUGAAAUUGUGACUGUGGACAUGUUUAAAUCUGUAAUGGCGGUUGAUAAGAAGGUAGCAGAUGGACUGCUGAGACUUAUCCUUCUAAAGGGUUCUCUAGGAAGUUGUGUUUUCACAGGGGAUUAUGACAGAAAGGCUCUAGAUGACACACUUCAUGCAUUCUGUAAAUCUUGA